Porites evermanni is the source of this 16538-nucleotide messenger RNA. The record is from the annotation of a GenBank genome assembly. NCBI's taxonomy places the organism in Eukaryota, Metazoa, Cnidaria, Anthozoa, Scleractinia, Poritidae.
AUGGAGAACGCUUACCACAAACUAGACGAGAGGACGCUUCAAGCUUUACAAGACAUAGCCACUAAACUACGGAUUCACAGCAUAGAAUCUACGAAUGCAGCUGGUUCAGGGUAUGUAUUUAAUUAAAACAUGUGUAUAGUGGAACCUCGACUUAACGACCCUCAAAGUACCUAUCUGGUACUUAUCUGAAUAUUAACGAAGUUUUCGGUAUAACAAACGGUAGUAUUCUUCGCGCCAGUAAAAGUCAAAUAUAUGUAGAAAGCCCCUCGAUAAUUAUAAAACGAAAGCUCGUCAUAGUAAACGUAUUUUGCCAGUUCCUUGGCCCUUAGUUAUACCGAGCUUCUACUGUAGAACAUUUGCCCAAUCAAAUUCAACAUCGCAAGCGUGCUUCAUACUCCCAUUGAGCACGUCGUGUUGCUAUGGCGCGUGAAAAUCAUUUCUGGCAAGUUUUUCGCUCAAAAAUGUUUUUUUGGUGCGUUGAUAGUUUUCCAUGUCAAUAUGGAUUCUUUUUGAAUGUUAUCUAAUCUUAAGCGACUUCUCAUGUAAACUUUCGCUAUGGAAAUUUCGACUAAGGAGCGACUUCGUUUCAACCGCAUUUACGACGACCAUUGUUAAGUUCGAUGUCUGAAUCAACCGUCGAACUAGUGUCAUUAGACAUGGGCACUUAACGACGAUUUCCUCUUAAAUGUAUUGAAAACACUUUUUAAGCUGCCCAGGGUAUUUUUAGAUCAUAACAAAUGUAUUCUAAGCGGCGCUCAUAAGGCCCAGUUCAGACGUCGUGCUUCUGCCGUGCCGAACUAAAUUCAGGAAUUAAGUUCGACAAAAGCACGGCGUCUGAAUCAAACUUUUGAAUUAAGUUCGGCAAGCAAUUAAGUUCGACAAGCGCUGCCGUGCUAUACGGCUCCGGCACGGCAGCGAUUCAAACGUCGUGCUUCUGCCGCGCUAAACAAAAUUCAUAAAUUAUAUUAAUGUAUUUUGGCGAGAUUGCGUUCCCACGGGGAGUUGGGAGAAGAAUUGUUACCGAGGCAUCAGUAAAUCCUGAAUUUGGUUCGACUCUGGCACGGCGUCUGAAUCAAAGUUGUCUUCCUGCCGUGCCACAGUCGAACCAAAUUACAAUUAAGUUUGGCACGGCAGAAGCACGACGUCUGAACUGGGCCUAAGUGUCUGUUCGAUCAUCUUAGGGCAACUUGAAUCUCUACAAACUACAAGGGCUUCAGUAUUAUUUUCCCGAAAAUUUUAGAUGCAAUUUAAAGUUUUAUGAAAGUAAUUUUUUUUCUUUUUCCGCUCUUUAUCGCACUUUGGAAUCGGUCAUUGUAAAACGCAGACUGCGGAUUAUUGUUUUAACAUAACCUUGCAAAUGAGAACUUGACAACAACAGCCCCAUUGUUUCUAAACCCUAAAAACAAUUGUCCGCAGUCAGUCCGUCGUCUUCAUUUUACACUGCUCCUUUUGGAAUCCGAAUAUUUUGCGUUUCCUUUUUCUACGAAAAAUGGCUUAUAUAACUCGGGGAGUGAAAAGCAAAACUUCAGAAAACCCUAGGGAAUUUAUUGGAUAAGCUUCGAAAAUUGUACAUCAUCAUUGAACGGUCAUCUCUAGAAAUUUUUAGCCACCCUCAUAGAAAAUUCUAGUCAAUAUUUGUUUCUCCGAACAGAUAUCUUAGAGAAAACAGACCAAACUAUAGCUCUUUACACAGAAGUCUCCUUUUGGUUUCGAAGUUUAAGUGCGCGAUCCCUAUAGAAAAUAUGCGGGAAUUUAGAUCAGAUGGUGCUUGGAACGUUUCUUUUUGCGCGCAGUUUGCAUACAGGCUUACGAAGUGGCCAAAGUGGCCGGGCCAAGGAACCAUUGGCCAGACCAGGGACCUUCAAACGAAGCAGUCAUUUCUUAUGAUGCAGGAAUUUCGGCAAAGCUCAGAAGCUGUCGGUUUGUCACAAGUUAGUUAAAUGUUACGGAAACCUACAGGACAAAUUUCAGCUCACUUCUCUUCUACUAACUGAGAAAUACUGAGCCGCUUACGAUACUACAUCAAGUUGCUGGAGUUGCUCUUGGCUACCCCUUGAGGACCUCUUAGGCUUCUGUCGUGCUCUUUAAACUUCCCGCGUGCUUCAUAUCUGGACAUAUGCACCCUGAAUCAUGAAUCAGUUGUUACAUCUGCUUUAUUAAGUUAAAAUCAUUGCAUUCUAAAGACUUGAGUUCAUUUUGCAGGCAUCCAACUUCGUGUUGCUCUAUUGCGGAAAUCUUGUCAGUUUUAUUUUUUCACACCAUGCGCUAUAAAGGUGAGAUGAAAUCAUAAAUAUUCUUACUGAAUGCAUGACGUGAAAACUUCACGAUUUCUCCUCACGCUCUCUGUAAAAACUAACCAAAGAAGUUAACCCCGCGCCUAGCACGCAAGCUAGCGUCCCAACGUCCCCGUCCUCAUGUUCCAGUCCUAUUUUUAAGCUGGAUCUAUGCGUGUCAGGUAUCUUCUAUUUUUGACCACACCAUACUACUGUACCUUUCCCUAUUGGGGCCUCUAAAGUCUUAGCCUCCCCGCAGACGUCCUUUGGGGUUCGUGACAAACGAACCCCAAAGGACAUCUGCGGGGAGGCUACUAAAGUCUCAGUGAGUACAAAAGGACAGUGGUUUUAAUUCAUUAAUUGAGGCUUUGGGGGAGCUUGAUCUGUUGUUGGAUUGAAUUCAGUGUUGAAUGUCAAACAUAGAACAAUUUCAAUCUACGUCAGCAGUCGAUUGAUUUGGCGGUACACUUCUAAUUCUUCUGUGUAAAGAGUGACCCAUGUUUUCUUAUUCAGGAAAAGCUUAGCCCGUUCCAGGCUCUCAGAUAAUAGGAAUGACGCGUAAGUGAAAGACACGCGAAUAUAUGAGCACGUGAUCUGGGAAAAGGGGCGUGGCGGGAAAAAUGGAAGUGAGACAACCUUCCUCUCCCCAGUUUCUUCCCGUAUUAUUUUCCUGUUCGUGCUUCCUAAAUUCCGUGGACUCGACUAUCUCGGAGCCUGGAACAUGGCUAGGGAAAGGUUGAAUAAUAGACUCACUGUUUCGAUGUUUUCCUUCUAGUUUCUGAACCUAGAGAUCUUUCAAGUGACCGAUUCGUUUUAUCAAAGGUAAGUUAAUUUUGCGAAUAGAGUUAAUAAUUUUUUUGGAAAAGCAUAAUUUUCUAAAGAAUGGAGCGUCAUUACAACUAAACCUUUUAGUACUGAAAUAUGAAAUUUUAGGAGACCUCUUACACCUAGACAGCCUCCCACGCAGACGUUCUUAGGGGUUCGUCACGCGUUCCUGCCCCACGCAGGAACGCGUGACGAACCUCUAAGAACGUCUGCGUGGGAGGCUAACACCUAGGAGGAGGAGGCAGAACCAUAUAAGGCGGAAACUUGAUUUAAGGUGGCUCGAAACAAAAAUUCGUCGAUAGAUUUUCUUUAAAAAAUUUCAGUGCUGCAAUUGAUCAGUAUACUAUAAAAUCGCUGAAUUUCGUGUCCAUUGAAAACUUUUUAAGUUGUCUAACGUCGGCGCAAAAUUGAGUAACUAUUGAAGCGAUGCCAUAGUUUUUGCUCUGGGAUUUUCUAUUGUCUCAAGUUUAGAACGACAUCGAUCAAAUACCCAUGCAGUAAGGCGUUCCAAUUUUCUGCAUCGAUAAAGAAUACGCGGGAAUUUACCGCGCCUGGUUGCCCUCCCUAAUCUAUUCGCUAUUGUCAGUUUUCACCCUUUCUACAGCAUCCAAAUCGCAGAAAGAUUUCAGAGGGAAACCAGGCACGGUAAAUUCUACAUUAGACAACUCGAAAUUCGGGGAUUUGAUAGUACACUGAUCAAUUGCAGCACUGAAUUUUUUUAAAGAAAAUCUAUCGACGAAUUUUGGUUCAAUUAAUCGCUGUUUUCGUGAAAGUAGCCUUGGAAAUUAGAGAGCCUCAGCAUUGCGUUUUACUGAUUCACAUGUUUUCAUGUUUUUUCGAAAUCGCGCAAGUCUACUUGCGUUUAGCUGGUUGUAGAGUGUACAAAGGUCAUUUGCAAAACGAAUCAGUGAUAAAAACUUUUCGGAAGCAUCCAGUAAGUAGCAAAUUUGUCUGCAUCAAGUCCAGCCUUCAAUUCAGGCACAAUUUAUAAACUUUUUGUAGAAAUUCAAAGAUAUCUCGAAAUUCCUCUUAUAGAUUCAUUUUUGUGAAACUUCGCACAACCGAAGGCAGGCACUCAAAGUAUACGUACCGUAAAGCAUUUCCAAAGAAAAUGCCGUUCAGGGCAGAAAUUCGAUUUAGAGCUAAAACUACUGUGACGUCAUUGUCACGUGAUAUUUAUUCUGAUUGCACAAAAAAUAAUAUCAUACUAAAGUUCAGUCUAUGUGUAAUACAUGUGUUAUAAUGUUUUUACAUUAAAGAUAAAUUUUUUUAAGUAUAAGAGAUUCAAAGAUGGAAGGUGUACCUACAAAAAUACUGGGUCGUGCCAGGAGCCGAUUACUUACUUACUCGGCUCCUGGUCGAGCCACUUUAAAAAGGGAAAGGGGGGCUAUGAUAGUAGUGGUGGUGGAGGUGGUGGUGGUAAUAAUGAUGAUGAUGUUGUUGAUGGUGGUGGUGGUAGAGGUAAUGAAUUCUAUAGAUGGUGAUGGUGAUGAAGAUGUUGUGAUUAUGAUGAUGUUGAUACUUCUGUUUCAGGGACAUGCCGCCCCGAUUCUGUAUGCUGCAUGGGCAGAAGCUGGUUUGUUUCCAGUCUCAGAACUUGCAAAAUUGCGAUCAAUCGACUCUGAUCUUGAAGGUCACCCCACCCCUGUAAGUACCUUGCCUUUGCUUAUUAUUUAGUGAGGCUGUGAUCGCAUGGCGAAUUCUCGACAGGCUGAAAAAAAAAAUGCGAUCGAAUAUUUCGUUCACACGGAACCGUUUAAUAUUUUCGCUCUAUUCACACGGAACUGGCGAGGUUAAGUUUAAAAUUUUUUCAGUCAGUGGUUUCACCAUCUGGUCAUGCGCAGAGCGUUACUUUGACAAAUCCAAAAUGGUGUUAUGUAGUGCGUUUUUCACCACAAUAAUUCUCUUUUCUGAAAUUGUUGAACACCUUCUGAACUCGAUCGUAUCUCAUACUUAAGUUCAAUUUUCCGAUUUUAUAAGACUUAUAUUAAAUAGCGGGCCUACGGGCUUCUAGGAUGGCUACGCCCCUGGUAUGGGAUCUAAAGAAUACGUCUUGCGAAGUUAAUUUUCACAUAUUACUAUCAGCUUUUCAGAUUUCAAUGUGUCUAUCAUGUAUGUUACCGUUUUGUUGUUUCAUAGCGACUGAGCUUCAUCGACUUCGCCACAGGCUCACUGGGUCAAGGUCUGAGUUGCGCAUGCGGGAUGGCCUACAUUGGAAAGUACUUCGACAAAGCAAGGUGAAACAUGUGAUCUGUAAUCGUAUCCUCACCCUACCUCCACGUUUUCUAAGCCGGGUAGGGAGGUUAUGGCUACAAGUUGGCUAACAACAGUGUUUUUUUUUUUUAAAAGCCGAAUCUCAUAUAAGAAGUAUAAAUUUACAGUGAAACCCCUAUUAAGCGGACCCCCAAUUAAGCGGACACCCUCUAUUAAGCGGACACUAAGCCGGGUCCCGAAACGAACGUCUGAUAUUUCCCUUUAUAACGAACCCCUAUUCAGCGGACACCUCUAUUAAGCAGACGCAGACACUAAAAUAAGUUGUAUUUUGCUAAUUUCUAUUGUUAAAAACCUCUAUUAAGCGGACACCGACUAAAUUGACAAUAGUAGUAUUGGAUUACGUCCUUGAAAUACGUACUGAAGUCAUAAUGUUUUUGGAUUUACAAACAAAUUAAAGUUGGUAAUGAAAGGUAAUGAACUUGAAGUCUGGAUGGCUUCUUUAACAACAUGCAAUUUUAUCACAGUACCUUAAGCGGACACCCUCUAUUAAGCGGACACUUAGGAAGGUCCCAAAGGUGUCCGCUUAAUAGAGGUUUCACUGUAUAUGGCAAUUAAAUUAUAGUCCCCUUUUUACUAAGCUACAUAAACGUACUGUAUUUUACAAUAACCGGCUUACAAUCUCUCGCGCACAGAAUGACGUGGUGUGAAAGCAUAGACAAGGAGACCAUGGGAUUAAAGGGAUGAUGACUCAAAUCGAUUUUCUCCGUACUGAAGGCGAUUUUCAAGAAAAUCUACAAGAAAUGAACGUUAAAAAUGUCAAGUAAAAAAUCAAAAUAUCAUAUUUAACAAAUAGACAACAAUUUUCCAUGGUCUCCUCUGUGGUAUACUCCGAACUUAGUAGUAAAUCUUGAGUUUUAAAGAUUUUGACCAGACGUCAUUUCUAAGGGUUAUAGGAGGACGGGUAAAGGCGCAUAAGAGCCAAAGGCCCAAACGGCCGGAGCUUAUACCGUUUUCCUUAGCUUGAAGCAUGCCUAGGAGUAUUGCUACCAUCCCCUCCCCAGGACGGGAUGCUAGCCCAUCGAAGGGUUACCCCUCAGCAGUAUGUCGCCGGUAUCCAUGUAUACACCUCGCCCAGUUGUUGUCAGUUAAAAGCAGGAUAACGCUAUCCACCGGACAAAUAACUCUCCAGCGGAUAACGUAAUUGUUUUUCGUAAUACUGGAUAGUGAUUUAUCCAGUGGAGAGUGCUAUCCAUAGUUUGAACAACCUGGGCCUGGUUGAAGAGAGACAAAGUAGAGUAAUGUUUCUUGUCUAAUGAAACAACGUGACGGGCGACCGAGGCUUGAACCCCGAAUCUCCAGAUCCGCACUUCGAGGUGUUAACCGCUCGGCCACACACGCCUCCACUAUAGGAGCAUAGACUAUUGAAAGCUGAUGUCUACUAGUAAGUAUAUUAUGAGCCACUGCCUUAACCAAACGACCAAAGUCCUUCAUUACGAUAAAGCGCUGAGUUUUUCAGGGUUGUUUUUCAGUUAUCGCGUGUUCUGCCUCGUUGGUGACGCGGAAUCGUCCGAGGGUUCUAUCUGGGAAGCCAUGAACUUUGCAAGUUAUUACAAGCUUGACAACCUGUGCGCCAUCUUUGAUGUUAAUCGUCUUGGACAGAGUGACCCCACAAUGUUUGAACAUGAUUUCGAUGCUUACAAGAGAAGGACGGAGGCUUUUGGGUGAGUAAACGUAGAAGUUAGACGGCACCAGACUGAAGACGUUCGUGCCAAAAAUCCUGUGAUACGUAAUCGUCACGUCAUCAGUGAAGUUCCAGGCCCCCUAUCUCUCUACAUUGCUCUGCAAAAGAUCUGAAGGGGACAGUCUGGGGCAGUCUGGUUGUUGUUGUUUUUUUGAGAAAUGAUGUUGAUUUGGGAAAGGAAUAAAUUAGAGAAGGUAUACACAUAAACCAGUUAGUCCGCUAAUCACGUUAGUGACGUUUUUGUACCCGUCCUCGUUCUCGUUGCUUAAGCUUCCUAUUGGCCAAGUUCUUUUUUGCGUUUCACUUUUAUUGUCCGAGACGAAGUCGAGGUCAAUAAAAAUGUAGGAAGAACGAGGUCAGUAUACAGCCAUCUUGAUCGAACGAGUUUGGUCAAUAAAGGAUUUAUUGUAUGGCAAAAAGAGGACGUUUUCUUGCAGGACCAACGCGGGAAAUCCCGAGAGGCCCAUGUUCCACGCUCAAGUAGCCAAUCAGAAAGUAGGAUUCACUUCAUCAUGCCCACCCACAUCCUCGGAGACCCAGGGAGGUCUGUCGGGUCGGGAUAAACGGCGGCGAAAGUUUUAAAGAACGGGCGAGAGAGCCCCUAGGAUGCUGCUCUUCAUAAAAUAACAAACCAGUUCCACGACUCAUUCGAAUGCUUGUCUCUGAUUGGAGGCCAGCAUCUAUCGCGCUGCUUUCAUGAUCUUCUUAUAAGAAGGGGUUUACCUGCAAACACCACUGUUCGCCGUGCACCUGUCUGGCUCUCGCGAAGAGUUUUCAGUGAGCGAGACAGGUACGGCGAACAGUCGAGUUUGCAGGUAAACUCUUCGCAUAAGAAGAUCACGAAAGCAGCGCGAUAGAUGUUGGCCUCCGAUUGGGUACAAAAAUAUUUUUUAUGCCCAAUCAGGGACAAGCAUUUGACUAAGUGGUGGAACUGGUUCGUUAAGAAUAGUAUCCUAAGGGCUCUCCCGACCGUUCUUGAAACCUUUCGCCGCCGUUUAUCCCGACCCGUCAAACCGCCCCUGGGUCUCAAAGGAUGUCCCACACACAGACUUAGCAAUGUAAUAAAACACAGUCUCUACUGCUUUAUUGCGUCCAUGCGGACGAUGUUGUGGAAUAACAAAGUUGAACUAUACUUCUCAAAUGUAUAAAUGAUAUUUUUUCCAGCUGGAACAGCCUUGUGAUCGAUGGUCAUGAUGUUGAAGCUGUGUGCAAAGCAUUUUAUGAGGCCAAAACAACAAAGAAUCGUCCAACAGCCAUUCUAGCUAAGACGUUCAAAGGAAGAGGUGUACCAGGUAUAUAGCGUUGUUUAAAAUGCCUAAGAUGACCUUUUCCAUUUGAAAUCAGGGAGAGAACGGGGUGAAAAGGCCGUGCCUAUAUGGAUAGAAGAUAUGUUUUAGAAUUGUAUUUUUAUUCCACACAAUAAAAAUGAAUACAUCGUAAUAAACAGCACCACAGGAAAUUACUGCUCAGAAGCUUUCAUUUGAAUGGUUACACUUAAGGAUUUCAUCCAUAGACUCAAAAGUUAGAGCCACCUUUUACUGCAUAUUAAACAGUACCACAGGAAAGUAUUGCUCAGUAGCUUUUAUUUGAAUGGUCAAACUUCAGGAUUUCAUCAGUAGAGUCAAAAGUUAGAACCACCUUGUACAGCAUAAUAAACAGUACUACAGGAAAGUACUGCUCAGUAGCUUUUAUUUGAAUGGUCACACUUUAGGAUUUCAUCCACAGACUCAAAAGUUAGAACUACCUUGUACAGCAUAAUAAACAGUACCACAGGAAAGUACUACUCAUCAGCUUUUAUUUGAAUGGUUGCACUUGAGGAUUUCAUCACAGACUCAAAAGUUAGAACCACCUUGUACAACAUAAUAAACAGUACCACAGGAAAGUACUGCUCAGUAGCUUUCAUUUGAAGAACAGCUUUAAGGUUCAUUCCGCAAACUCACGAGAACAGCCUUGUGCAGUAGAAUAAAUAGGAAAGUGUGUUUGACAGCUAUCGUUUGGUUUACUUAGCAUCUCAGAGCAGUUAUCACAAAACUAUUACAAUUUUUGUGUAUCCGUGACUGAAAAAUAUCCUUUGGCUUUUUCAAAAAACCUUUUACUUUUUUCCCCAUAUUUUAGGAGUAGAAAAUUUGGAUAACUUUCAUGGGAAGGCUCUUGGUGACAAAGGCCGGGCAGCUGUGGAGAUAUUGAAGAAGACGAUCACGUCUAAUGGACCCAAUAGCCUGGGACCUCAACCCGUCAUUGAUGAUAGCGUGACAACCAUUGAUCUCUCCGAUGUCAAACUGUCCUCACCACCUAGUUACACUGUUGGAGAAAAGGUACGCAGGCUUAAAUGGACCGUUUAUUGCCGCAUGCAGUCAGCUUUGACCGAUGAUAUGUCAAACAAUCAAGCUAAAUACGCUUGAGUUAUAUUAGGUAGGUAAGGCGAAGGACAGCGAUGGAGCAAAAGCGUUUUGACCUUUGAUCAGCUGUCGCCCACACUCCGUAACCUUUGGUUAGUUUGUAGACAAUUUACUUCUCAUUUAUUAGGUAGCUUAAGUCACAAGGAGAACGACGGCAAGGAGAACGGCUAAAAAGCAAUUUGCACGUGCAUCACGUCUUUUUGUACAUUUCUUUGCCGUCGUUGCUCGACCACGACGUGAAAAUGCCUAAUUUCAGGUUUUGUUGAGGACGUGAACAGAAGAAAACGAUUUUCUAAUUAGAUAGAGUCCUUUAGAAUUCGACUCCAGAAAAAAUCACCAACAUUUGACAAAUUGAAAGAAAAACUGAAUAACAGCGAUGAAUUUUGAAACAGCGCGAAUUCACUUUUAAAGAGACGUCGAGUCGUCGUUGCUGAAGCUUCCUAUUUUCUCUGUUUAGGUUGCUGUUCGUCAGGCGUAUGCCAAAGCUCUCAUCAAGCUCGGUAACACGUGCGACCGCGUGAUAGCUCUAGACGGAGACAUGAAGAACUCCACCUUCUCUCUGGAAUACAGAAAGGCAUUCCCUGAACGGCAUAUUGAAUGCUUUGUGGCCGAGCAGAAUAUGGUGGGUGUGGCCUUGGGAUGCGCCGCGCGAGGUCGUGCCAUCACUUUCUCCAGUACAUUUGCUGCAUUCUUUACCCGCACUUUCGACCAACUGCGCAUGGCAGCUGUGUCCCAGUCCUCUGCAAACUUCUGUGGCUCUCACCCCGGUGUCUCUAUUGGUAAGUUGUUUCUGAUUCCGUGAAACUCUUCCCUGCCUGCUUCAAUAGAGAGCUUAGAUUCGAAGAAGAGGACGACAACGAGAACGAGAUUUUCGCAAUACUAAGUAGUGCACGCGGGCAAACCGACGUCAUUUUGGCGGGAAUAUGUGGCAGCCGUCGCCAUACUACUAUGUGUGUUAGCGAAAAUGCCGUAGUGGCGAAAACAAGUUAUCAAAUCUUAGGAAUUUUAUCAUUUAGCGAUCGGUAGAGGGCUUUAUCUCCUUCAACGGAAUUAAGCGUACUAACUUUUGUGGUGAAAAAGAGUACGAUGAAGCUUUCCGUGGUGUCUUUUUUCCGAGAAUAGGCAAGAAAACUUAAAAUAAACUGUCGUUAUCGUAGUCGUCCUUGUAUGUAAAUCUCUCCAUUAAGUCUUUUUGUUGUACCAUAAUGUGUCCAGUGUUCGCCUGCGCCCAGAGGUCUCUUAUUUCCUUUUCUUGAGAAAACAUCUGUCCGCAGGUCAUUGGCCGCUAGUCUCCUAAGUUGCCGAUCUCUGUAUAGAGCAAUUGAUGCUUGAGGAGCGUUGCCGAAGCGUUAGCGUCGACAUAAAGAAUGAAUUCUUAGGAGAAAAAUGAACAACUGCAUGCAAAGGAUCCCAAACGAAUAUGCGACAUGCAGAGCGUAGUAUUAGCGAAAAAUGUACCAAGAAACACUGAAAUGAUCUGCAAAGCUGAUCGUACUACGCAAAAAUCAACUUUGCAAAACAAACACGACACCGAUAGAACCCAAACAUAGCGGUGCUGAAGCCGCUGACAGUGUGGCUCUUAGGAGACUAGCCAUUAGCCAUUACAGGGCUCCAUUUUAACUAGCUCGGCUAAAUUGGAUGCUCCUGGAUAAAUAUUGAUUUAAAUAAAUAAAUAAAAUAGCUGGUUCCAGGAGGGAAAGCCGAGGAGGCCAUUUCUGUGGUUAUAAUCGAAAGUAGUUCUAGAAUGAAACAAAAAUCAGUGAACGAACGCAUAAACCCCUUCACGAAAUAAGGCGGUAGUAUAAGGAGUAAAUUCAACACGAGGCUUUUCGUAGUACAAUAAAAUUCAAGAAAACUGAGAAGUUACUUCUGACUCGGAUUAUAUGUCAGAAUUGUAGUUUACAAUAUUCAUUCACAACUACGCUCCUCCUAAGACGUGCACACCAUAAGCUUCAUACGUGACACUAGCGCUCUGUUCCGUAUGGCAAAAUUUUAAUUUUUGCUUAUUCAGAUGAAAGCAGUAAGACUUGCGUAUGAAAUGAAAAUCGAAGUAACUUCUUUUUGUUCUGUAGCGUUCGCAUUAGCUUUUCUCUCUUUUUUUAUGUAUUUUUCUAGGUGUGGACGGGCCUUCCCAGAUGGCUUUAGAAGACAUCGCUAUGUUCCGUUCCAUUCCGAACUGUGUGGUGUUUUAUCCAAGUGAUGCUGUCUCGGGUGAACGCGCUGUUGAACUCGCGGCUAACUACAAGUACAUGACCUUUAUCCGAUCCACUCGAGGUCCGACCCCUGUCAUCUACAAUAAUGACGAAGUAUUUGAAAUUGGAAAAGCUAAGGUAACUUAAAAUUAGGAAUAGUGUUAUCUGCGCAUAUUUUGUGGUUCGAUUUUAGGCUCAUCCUUGGUGCCAGAACCUUUAAGCUUCUCGAGUUAGAAGGACAAAGAGAGCAAUAGAUGAGCGGCCAAAUUUGGCCAAUUUUAGACAGUGAGANGUAGUACAAUAAAAUUCAAGAAAACUGAGAAGUUACUUCUGACUCGGAUUAUAUGUCAGAAUUGUAGUUUACAAUAUUCAUUCACAACUACGCUCCUCCUAAGACGUGCACACCAUAAGCUUCAUACGUGACACUAGCGCUCUGUUCCGUAUGGCAAAAUUUUAAUUUUUGCUUAUUCAGAUGAAAGCAGUAAGACUUGCGUAUGAAAUGAAAAUCGAAGUAACUUCUUUUUGUUCUGUAGCGUUCGCAUUAGCUUUUCUCUCUUUUUUUAUGUAUUUUUCUAGGUGUGGACGGGCCUUCCCAGAUGGCUUUAGAAGACAUCGCUAUGUUCCGUUCCAUUCCGAACUGUGUGGUGUUUUAUCCAAGUGAUGCUGUCUCGGGUGAACGCGCUGUUGAACUCGCGGCUAACUACAAGUACAUGACCUUUAUCCGAUCCACUCGAGGUCCGACCCCUGUCAUCUACAAUAAUGACGAAGUAUUUGAAAUUGGAAAAGCUAAGGUAACUUAAAAUUAGGAAUAGUGUUAUCUGCGCAUAUUUUGUGGUUCGAUUUUAGGCUCAUCCUUGGUGCCAGAACCUUUAAGCUUCUCGAGCUAGAAGGACAAAGAGAGCAAUAGAUGAGCGGCCAAAUUUGGCCAAUUUUAGACAGUGAGACCUGGUCACCCAACUUAGCGUAGCCGUACACAGUGAAGGCAGGGAUCAAUUAAGGUUUUUGGGUAACUGACCACCUGACCCCUCCCCAAAAUCAACAUUAGCACUUACUUCUCACUUAGGGCAAAAUUGUGACUUAAGGGAUGGGUAGGUAGUCAGUAACCGAGAAACCUCAAGUGAUCCGGGGGCACAUGCGCGCAGUAACGAAAGCAAAAAAAUUCUCCUCUCGCGUCUCUCGCACCUUGCAGUUCGCAGUUCGCCGGCACUCUCUUCCCUUACCCCUGUAAGCUUGCGAAGGCGACUUGUCAGAAAAUUGUCAGCCUGAUGGUUUUCCAAAAUUCUUCUUUUUUGUCCGUUUGAAAUUUAUUUUUGUCACGAAGCUGUCCUUUUUUUCAUUUACUACGCAAACGUCCAAAGCUAUAGAGGGUCGGGAGGGCGGAAAAAGUGAAAAGCAAAGGAGUGUGAUUGGGAAAAGAGGAAAAGAGUUCCUACCCCUCCCUCUCUUUUUCCUGUUAGGUUAUUCUCCCCCUCCCACUCCCCCUAAAAACAAAAUGCACUGGACUGCAGUGGGAAAGCGAUCCCUCUAGAUCUAAACUCAAUCUGUUCGAGUUCCAUAAGCUGACAAGUCAGAAAAAUCUCAGAUAUAAUGAUAUUUUAUAUAAGCAAACCUCGUAACUUUUUAGUUAGUUACGAGUGCCCAGUUCCUGAAAGGCCUGUUAGCGCUAAUCCUGGAUUAAAAUUUUGUUCUGGUUUUGUAUUUUACCUUCCUAUGUACUGCUUAGAGUAAAAUUUUGUGUUAUCAUUACUGUAUCUCAGAGUAAAGAGUCAACAGUAUUUUGUAAGCUCAAGUUGCAAGUUCAAAGGCAAGAAAACCUUUCUUUAAAAUUGGCUUAAUCCUGCGUUAAACUUAACCAUCUCUCGAAGAACCGGGCCCGUUUUUUUAUGUGAAACUAUUUUUUCUUUGUAGAUCGUUCGUGAAACUGCCAAAGAUUCAGUGCUUGUUGUUGGAGCGGGAGCCACAUUGGACGAAGCCUUGAAAGCUGCUGACGAGCUUGCUAAAGAAAAUAUUAACAUCCGUAUCUUGGAUCCUUUCACUAUAAAGCCAAUCGACAAGGAAGCCAUUGUUCAGAAUGCCAAGGCUGUGGGUGGCAAAAUACUGACCGUGGAGGACCAUUAUCUUGAAGGUACUUACUAUACAUCCUAGUUAGACAGAAUUUCUUUCAGUCCCAGCUAAACGGCCAAACUUUUUUGUCCAACAUUGUUUCGGAAGCCGGAGCAUGUUUCGCCGUUUAGCGACUUUAGAUGCGUCUUUCAUUAGUGGCUUUCGAUGUUGGAUCUAUAUCAGACUUUUUCAUCCAACAUUUUGCAUUACAAAAAAAUACUUAAUCGUUUAGCCACCCCAAGUUGUUCAUGACUAAUAGAAUGUUGGAUGAAAACAGUUGAUCGCUUAGCCGGGACCUCACAGUGACUUAAAAUUACUUUAAAAGCCAAUUCAGAACUCAGCGCAAAUUUGUGCGCUUCGAUUUUGCUCUGCUUCAUCACGUGAUUUGCUGACCAAUCGGAAGUUCAAUCUGACUCAUUCUCGUCCCCAGAGCCCGUCGUUUCUUGGUUACGUGGUCGGUUACAAAUUAAGCCGCGAGUGGCUCUGGGGACGAGAAUGAAUCUGACUCGGUCACAUUAUAGUCAUAUGCGUUUUUCCGCGCAUUUUUUUGGCUUCAUGCAUUUUUUUUCUUGUUUUGAUUUUUUGUAUUGUGUUGACUAGAGUAGACGCCCUGGCUCUGAUUUAAAGCUAAAAACAAGUUGACAUAAAAGGAAAAGGUUUUCCUGCGUUGUUGUUUUCAUUUCCAAUAAAUCCAGACCGAUGGUUUAUUUCAGAUAAAUCUAUUUAGCAAAGUUUUCGUUCGCGUUGCUGGGUGACCUAGGUUGAAAAAUUAAAGAGAUUAUCCGUGACUAUAAGAACCUGGUUUUCAAGAACCAGUUCGGCUAAAANUGAAAGCUGCUGACGAGCUUGCUAAAGAAAAUAUUAACAUCCGUAUCUUGGAUCCUUUCACUAUAAAGCCAAUCGACAAGGAAGCCAUUGUUCAGAAUGCCAAGGCUGUGGGUGGCAAAAUACUGACCGUGGAGGACCAUUAUCUUGAAGGUACUUACUAUACAUCCUAGUUAGACAGAAUUUCUUUCAGUCCCAGCUAAACGGCCAAACUUUUUUGUCCAACAUUGUUUCGGAAGCCGGAGCAUGUUUCGCCGUUUAGCGACUUUAGAUGCGUCUUUCAUUAGUGGCUUUCGAUGUUGGAUCUAUAUCAGACUUUUUCAUCCAACAUUUUGCAUUACAAAAAAAUACUUAAUCGUUUAGCCACCCCAAGUUGUUCAUGACUAAUAGAAUGUUGGAUGAAAACAGUUGAUCGCUUAGCCGGGACCUCACAGUGACUUAAAAUUACUUUAAAAGCCAAUUCAGAACUCAGCGCAAAUUUGUGCGCUUCGAUUUUGCUCUGCUUCAUCACGUGAUUUGCUGACCAAUCGGAAGUUCAAUCUGACUCAUUCUCGUCCCCAGAGCCCGUCGUUUCUUGGUUACGUGGUCGGUUACAAAUUAAGCCGAGUGGCUCUGGGGACGAGAAUGAAUCUGACUCGGUCACAUUAUAGUCAUAUGCGUUUUUCCGCGCAUUUUUUUGGCUUCAUGCAUUUUUUUUCUUGUUUUGAUUUUUUGUAUUGUGUUGACUAGAGUAGACGCCCUGGCUCUGAUUUAAAGCUAAAAACAAGUUGACAUAAAAGGAAAAGGUUUUCCUGCGUUGUUGUUUUCAUUUCCAAUAAAUCCAGACCGAUGGUUUAUUUCAGAUAAAUCUAUUUAGCAAAGUUUUCGUUCGCGUUGCUGGGUGACCUAGGUUGAAAAAUUAAAGAGAUUAUCCGUGACUAUAAGAACCUGGUUUUCAAGAACCAGGUCGGCUAAAAUUUGCCAGCUAGGCCCCCUCUAUACAAGAACCUGUUCAGCCUAAAAUUUGAAACAGGGGUCAAUUUAAUAAAAGUUUUAUAAGUGUAAUUUACAAUCCGGUAGAGCUCUAUUGUUUUGGAGUCUAAAAACAAUAGAGUUAAGAGUCCCCACCCCCGGGAAUUUGCCAUCCGAGGCAAAAACAAUGCUAAUGCCCUAAUUAGAUUAAAUUUGUGCUAAUUAUCAUUUAUGUAAGAACCUGUUUAGGCUAACUUGGGAGAGUGCAGGUUCUUAGUCCAGGGUUUUUACUGUACUUCCCCUGUAGGUGGCAUUGGUGAGGCUGUGUUAGCUGCCGUAGCAGAGGAGAGUGGGGUGACUGUGCGCAUUUUGGCAGUGAAAGAAAUCCCUCGAAGUGGGCCUGGGGACGCUUUGCUGGAUCUAUUUGGAAUCAGUGCUAAUCACAUUGUCAAAGCUGUUAAAAACAUUUAAUGACCAUCUCAGGAAUGAAAUUUCCCUUCACUGUUACACUUGCAAUAUUCGAAAAACAUGAAAUAAUCCUUUUCCUUUUUUUGUUAAUCGGGGUCAAUGAUGUUUACCUCAGCUAAAAUUGCGGGGUUAUAAGUUCUAAGAACUGUCAGGCCAUUAAAGUAAUUUUGGAAAGCCAUAAUGAUCAGUGAGUGAGAUGCGUUUUCGUGUCAGCCUCGUUCUGAAAACGUGCCGGACCUGCAAAUGAAUAUAAGGGCAUUCUAUACCACAUUGAGGACAUAUACGGCAGCUUUCCCCUCCCCUCACAUCACGCGCUAGACCACCAAGUCUCGGGGUAAAAGCGAAACAAGUGCAGAGACCAUUUAAUCCCUUUCGUCGUUGGAAGUAAAGAUUCAUAUCAAAUGACUCGUACGGCCUCACGGGCAAUUUCUUUGAAAAAACAUAUGAAAAAAAUCUCCCGUAUGAGGGCCGUACGCAUCAACUGAUGGGGCCGGAAAAACUCAACGUUCAUAUGAUAAAAUGCUUAAGGAUGGUUUUCACUAGCGAC